This is a messenger RNA of Drosophila suzukii, 2245 nucleotides long. RefSeq names its product WD repeat-containing protein 55 homolog. The record is from RefSeq and is a predicted model, not a curated record. Gene Ontology annotation, molecular function: protein binding. Lineage: Eukaryota; Metazoa; Arthropoda; Insecta; Diptera; Drosophilidae.
CGCUAUCACCCGAGAACAGCUGUAAAGCGACAUGCUUUCUGCUUCCUCUUGUUCCCGUGGUAUCCAAACAAUUUCCAAACGUGGGUAGAUAGAAGCGCAUAUUUCCAAAGUUCGGACAGAGAAAAUUAUGCAUACGCAUAACAACUUCAAGACCCCCUCCGACGAUGACGAACUGGACGUUCUGGACGAGGACAUGGUGGUGGGCGUCAUCGCGGAGAUCGAGCAGGAGGUGCUGAACGAGUCGGACAGCGACAACGACGAGUACGACCUAGUGGAUAUGGGUGCUCCGGUGCCGCCGAAUGAUGGCGACAGCAGCUACGAUGGCAACGAGAGCAUCAGCAGCGACGACAGCUUCGAUCCGAAUGCAGCGGACUCCGACUCGGAUGAUUCGAUGCCGGAGAAGGCCGCUGGUGGAUCCGCUGGGGGAGCAACAAGUGCGAAGCGGCGAAAGGAUGACGAUGGUCCGUCGGGCAGCAACCGGGAAUCGGAGGCCGCCUUCGACCUGGACGAAGAUGAUGAAACGGACGAGACUGUGCGUGCCAUCAUCGCCGCCAUAAAGAAACCACGCAGUGCGCCGCCAGAGAUCAAGCUGGAGGACUUCAUCACGGACAUCUGCUUCCAUCCGGAUCGCGAUAUUAUUGCCCUGGCCACCAUCAUCGGGGAUGUGCACCUGUACGAGUACGCAAACGAGGAGAACAAGCUGCUGCGCACCAUUGAGAUUCAUUCCAAGGCCUGCCGCGACGUGGAGUUCACCGAAGAUGGGCGCUUCUUACUCACCUGCUCCAAGGACAAGUGCGUGAUGGUCACCGACAUGGAGACGGAGAAGCUGAAGAAGCUCUACGAGACAGCCCACGAUGAUGCCAUCAAUACGAUGCACGUGCUCAACGAAAAUCUCUUUGCCACCGGCGAUGACUCAGGCACAGUCAAGCUGUGGGAUUUGCGCACCAAGAACUCCAUCUUCGAGCUCAAGGAGCUGGAGGAUCAGAUCACCCAGCUGACAACGAACGACCAGAGCAAGCUUCUACUGGCCACCAGUGCCGAUGGCUACCUGACUACGUUUAACAUCGCCGCACGAAAGAUGUACGUGCAAUCGGAGCCGUACGAGGAGGAGCUGAGCUGCAUGGGCAUCUAUCGCGGGGACUCCAAGCUGGUGGUGGGCACCUCCAAGGGACGACUUUAUACCUACAACUGGGGCCAGUUUGGCUACCACUGCGACAUGUAUCCGGGCAUCAAGAGCCCCAUUAGCCUGAUGAUUCCCAUCACGGACAGAAUUGCCUGCGUGGCCGGGGAGGAUGGAAACAUUCGUGCUUGUCACAUCGCUCCAUACCGCAAUCUCGGCGUGGUGGGGCAGCACAACAUGCCCAUCGAGUCGCUGGACGUGAACACCAAUGGUGAGCUGCUCGCCUCCUCCUCGCACAACAACGACGUGCGGUUCUGGAACGUUAAGUAUUUCGAGGACUUUGGGGACAUCAAGUACAACGACAAGCACAAUGCGUACAAGGAGAAGCGUCACAAUCUGCCCUCCUCCAAGGUAACCAACGCCUCGGACUUUUUCGCUGACCUGACCAAAGAGGAUGCGGAUGAUGAUGAUCCGAGCGCAGGACCCAGUAACACAGCCUAGAGUGGAAAUUAUGCUAGCAAGGAUUUUUAGCUGUACUCGCUGGGUGGGUCGAUUUGAAAGGAUACAAGUUUAAGGACAAUUCUUACCUGUUGGCAUAGUUUAAAGAAAUAACUUAUAACCUAAUCUCUUUUUAAACCAGCGCUCGACACGGAAUACAAAGACAUUUUGUCUUUUAUUUGUGUGGGUAAUUUGAACGGUGUACGCUGUAUGUGUCCCGGCAGAGGCUAAGCAGAGCUAUUUCCUAUGCCCGCUAAUGGGACGCUGCCGAUCGCUGGUUUAAAGUAACUUUGUUUUAAAAAACUCCUGUUUAAAUAUUUAUGCAGUAGAACAUUGCUUCUUAGCAAAUAGAUAAACCAAUUUUUUAGAAAUAUGUUUACAGAAUACAUAUUUUGCCAUACCAUUUGUGUGUACAAAAAAUUGACCCAUCCAUUCAUCAUAGUAGAGUGUUGAAUUAAGAAAACCUCUUUUAAACCCGUCUAAAUGUAGAAACCAAUCUUUAAUACGUUGCACGAAAGAUUGUACACAAAGUAGCGUAUUUAAAUUUCGUAUUAAACUGUUAAUGAUUAUUAAAUAAAGUCACAGAAUAGAACUGAUUAAAGAAAGAAUAAAACAUCCCAAAUAAGA